This is a messenger RNA of Fusarium verticillioides 7600, 1252 nucleotides long. RefSeq names its product protein-S-isoprenylcysteine O-methyltransferase. Gene Ontology annotation, biological process: C-terminal protein methylation. Gene Ontology annotation, molecular function: protein C-terminal S-isoprenylcysteine carboxyl O-methyltransferase activity. Gene Ontology annotation, cellular component: endoplasmic reticulum; membrane. Lineage: Eukaryota; Fungi; Ascomycota; Sordariomycetes; Hypocreales; Nectriaceae. The transcript has 2 exons. The record is from RefSeq and is a predicted model, not a curated record. Bases 237 to 1085 code for a protein of 282 amino acids.
AGCCAACGCUUGGGUGGAGAGGUCCACUACCUAAGCUCAGAUCCUCCAAACUCAUGAGCUAAGGCCGACAACCUUGAUAUUGUUCUCUGCCUUACAAUCCAAGACUGCAGACGCCAUUUGGGGACGAGGGCCAACACGCCUUCUGAUUAAUAACUUUUCAUUUCUUCAUUCCAGUGCCAAAGACCGCCUUUCAAGUCCUUCUCUUCUCUUCACGACUCUUCUCAGAAUUUAAAACCAUGUCUGAAACCACGCAAAACGCGGGUGCUAGACCCGUCAACUUCAGCCCUUCAGCUGCUCAUCAUCGAGCAUCGCCUACUCAUCAUGACUCCUUCUCCGGCAACUCUCGCUCUCUGGACGAACUCAUGAUCCUGAAGCCCUACUUCGCCGGCCAGCCCAAGUCACUCUCCGGUAUCGCUCUUCGAGCUUUCUGCCUCGGAAUUACCUUGACUUGUAGUGCUAUCUCUAUGGGGGCUAUUCUGUUCUUGACUUCUAGCCCUGCUUGGCGUGUUCCGUUCUUCCUGUUUGCACUCUCGGCUUUUCACUUUCUCGAGUUUUGGACUACGGCUGAGAAGAAUACACUUGUGGCUAGCAUUGGAAGUUUUCUUCUGACCGCAAACUGGCCAGGAUACGCCAUCGCCCAUUCAGCUGCGUUCACCGAAUGUGCCAUUGUUAACCUCUUCUUCCCUAAUCGACACUGGGCACCCUAUGGUACCGGUCCUAUCCUUCUGCUCCUCGGCCUUGUCAUGGUCACCGCUGGACAGUACGUCCGCUCAGUGGCCAUGUUGCAAGCUGGAGCCAGUUUCAACCAUCAUGUCCAGACCAGGAAGAAGGAUUCCCACGAGCUGGUGACUUCAGGCAUUUACUCAAUCUUCCGCCACCCAAGCUACUUUGGAUUCUUUUACUGGGGACUGGGAACACAGCUAGUAAUGGGCAACAUUCUGUGCUUUUUUGCCUAUGCGGCUGUUCUCUGGAUGUUCUUCAGCAAGCGAAUUAAACACGAGGAGGCCAAAUUGAUCGAGUUCUUCCAAGAUGACUAUGUACAAUAUCGGAAGAGAGUGGGAACAAAGAUUCCUUUCAUUGCUUAGAAGAUGUAAGAGAAGAGGGGGACGAUCUAGCCAUAGGCGCAUGUAAAUACAGUAAUACUAGAAAUGUACGAAGAUAGGCAAUCGAGUUCUUAAUAGUAGUUUAUCAAAUAUGUAUCGUACCAAUACGGUAGAUAUGCUAGCUGAGCAAUACCAAACAGUAUCCAGAA